Tribolium castaneum (red flour beetle) is the source of this 702-nucleotide messenger RNA. RefSeq names its product lethal (3) 87Df (gene l(3)87Df). The transcript has 2 exons. The record is from RefSeq and is a predicted model, not a curated record. NCBI's taxonomy places the organism in Eukaryota, Metazoa, Arthropoda, Insecta, Coleoptera, Tenebrionidae. Gene Ontology annotation, cellular component: mitochondrion; mitochondrial inner membrane. Gene Ontology annotation, biological process: mitochondrial respiratory chain complex IV assembly. Bases 272 to 640 code for a protein of 122 amino acids.
UCUACAAACGAAAAUCGAAAGUUCCACGCACAAUUUGCCAAUUUCCAAAAUCUCCAACACCCAAAUACGACAAGGUUCACGAAUUGCGAACAAAACGGCGGAUAAUAACACAGGUCUGGCACAAAAUUGGUGCUUUUCCCCAAAAUUAAGAGCGGCCUCUAUCCGGCCACAGCCUUACUAAGACAUGAAGGACCUUAACCUAAAAACGCCGUCAGUAACGUGAUUAAUUCUAACAAUUCUAAGCAACUAUUUAGGCCUCUAGACAGGCAGAAUGUCGAACGAAGGUACAGAAAACAGGGAGGAAAUACCUGAGCCUGUAAACAAGAGUUUGAUGAUUUUUGGGCGCGACGUUUCAAAAAUUCCUUGUUUUCGGAACAGCAUCCUGUAUGGGAUUUACGGAGGACUUGGGAUGGGUUUAGCCCAUUUCAUGUUCAGGAGCCACCCUUUGGGUGCGUGCAAUUUCGCGGUGUACAGCUUUUCCGGUGUUACGUUAAUAUACUGGAUCCAGUGCCGGUACAAAUAUUCACAGAUGAAGUUUCAAAUGCUCCAAAUGCAAGAAUUGCUACGGAGACAGGCUAUUUAUGAGGGUACUGAAGUGGAGAAAGAACUGGAGGAGAGCGAAAAACCGAAAGUUACUUGAAACAUUAGCUUAAAUCCCAAUUAGUGUAAUAAAUCUAGCCCCAAUAAAUUGUUUUAUACGUU